Molecule: messenger RNA, 1283 nt
Organism: Trichoderma harzianum CBS 226.95
Lineage: Eukaryota; Fungi; Ascomycota; Sordariomycetes; Hypocreales; Hypocreaceae
Exons: 2
Coding region: 226-1050 (274 amino acids)
Molecular function (GO): nucleoside triphosphate diphosphatase activity
Source: RefSeq, a predicted model, not a curated record
AUCCUUCUUCUUCUUGCUUUCGCAUCUCAUCUCAUCACACAGACAAAUAAAACGUCAAUCAAUGCACGGUGGGGUCAAACUGCAGAACCCCACCAUCAAUGGCGACUUGGGCUCCUUAAAAGCUAUACCGCCUUGCUGCCUCAAUCUUCCGUAGCAGUCCGUGUACAGCCGAUCAUCUCAUCUCAUCUCAUCUCCUCAAUCCUCCAUCUCCCAAUUCCUCUCGCCAUGUCAGCCGCCACAGCUCCGGGCGAUGCUCCCUUAGAUGCUGCCUCCGGGCAAGCGGCGCCUCCAGCCGGGCGUCCCAGAGCCGGAUCUAUGCGCCGGCCGCUGCAGCCCCUGGAUCUCCCCAUUAUCAAGCACCUCAAUUCAAAUAGAGUAAUUCUAGCAUCCGCCUCCCCGCGGAGGAAACAGCUUCUGCAGCAGAUGGGCCUCGCCAAUUUGGAGAUUACUCCGUCAACCAAGCCUGAGGACCUGGACAAGAAGGCGUACGGCCCCUGGGAAUACGUCUCAACUACCGCUCGUAAUAAGUGUCUCGACGUUUACGUCAAGACUUUGGAGACGCACCUUGCGUCUAUCCCUGAUCCUGCUCUAGUCAUUGCCGCAGACACCAUUAUUGUCACUCGUGAUGGGCGCAUUCUAGAGAAGCCUCGGAGCGAAGCAGAGCACGUGCGAAUGCUCAAGCACCUGCGCGAUACACGCAUGCACAGAGUGUUGACUUCAGUCUCUGUACUAGCCCCCCGAGAAGACGCAAGAGCUCCGGGCUACGACAUCCAAAGCCACACCGAGGAGACCAAGGUGUACUUUUGGGAGGAGGGCAACGGGCUACCGGACGACGUCAUUGAGGCCUAUGUCAAAACUCGGGAGGGCGUUGACAAGGCUGGUGGAUACGGAAUCCAAGGCAUUGCGGGAAUGCUGUUGGUGGAAAAGAUUGAAGGGAGCGUGGACAAUGUAAUUGGACUGCCUGUAAAGAAGACGUUGACAUUAGCGGAAAAGGUCAUCUUCCAGCAGGACCGGGAUGACUAUGAUGACGAGGGUUCGGCUUCAGAAUGAUGAGUUUAGCGGGUUGAUAUGAGAUUGAGAUGGCUCCAGGCGUUGCUCGGAUGAACCAUAAACAUCACAUACUUGUAUUUUGUGUGACAAUACGCCCCAACUUGAUGAAAAACGAGUCUAUCUGUAGCGUUGAUAGAGCUACAUGGGCAUCAGACAAUGAUGACGUGCCUCAAAAUUGGCGAUAACUCAAUCGGUAUAUCCCAAUUGCAACGAGAACUAGAUGCAAAAGAGGC